ACCAAAACAGGAAGUUUUCACAUUUCAGACUAGUUAACUAGCCUGCGAGCUAAACAGGGAAGUGGCUGUGGGCUUUUAAGAGAUGUUUUAAUUGUGUACCACCAGUCAUUGUCGCCGGCAACACAGGAAUUAUUCAACUGCAACUGUGAGUAAAUAUAUUCACCGACGUGUGUGCGUGCAGGUAGCUCACUGGGCUGCGCCGUGACAUGAUGCCAUGGAGGAGCGGAAGCUAAAGAGAAAGAGUCCCAGGACUUCCACCAACACGGCGGCUCCGACCGGAGGCUCUGGCCGGAAGAACAGCGCUUCCGGCGGGGGACGACACGCCGGCUCCAGCAACUACAUGAAGACCAACGCCAACCAAAAAAGCAAGAGCAGGAGGGGAGUCAGGGAUAAACCCAGGUGUCAGGCGGGGUUGGGGGGUAAAACCAAUCCGAGCCAGGGCCAGGCAGCGCCCACCAUCCAGCACUCAUUUUUGACCGACGUGUCGGACGUCCAGGAGAUGGAGAAGGGCCUGCUCAGUCUGCUCAACGACUUCCAUUCAGGGAAACUGCAAGCGUUUGGCAAUGAGUGCUCCAUCGACCAGAUGGAGCAGGUGAGAGAGAUGCAGGAGAAGCUGGCCCGGUUACAGUUUGACCUGUACGGCGAAGUGGACGAAAUGCCCGAGGACCAGAGGAAAACGGCCUGUGACACCAACAUGGACAAGUUACUUCUCAAUCUUGAGGAGCUGAGUACUUCAAUUCAGAAACUGAAUCUAGCCGAUACACAAGAGAUCCCGAGGACUGCCAGCAUGUGAUGUGCUCUUAACUCCCCAGCCUCUUCUGACCUGUUUCUUUUAUGCCACGUCGAGAGGCAGCAACAGAUGAGGUGGAGUUGUAACUUGUCGGCUGUAUGUCUGUCAGCGUUCCCUCUCUGCACAGGGGGAUGGAUGUAUUGUAAGAUGUCAUCAUAACGAACACCAACAGAUUUAUAUUUCACCGCUCACUACCAAUGUCGAAUGCUACAGUGGCUAGUAUUAGAGUUAGAGAGAGGUUUAAGAUCUAUGGAAUCGUAAUCUCCUUUCUGAACUUCAGUAUAUUUUACAUGGUGGCUUGUUUAAAGUCAAGUUGUGGUCAGUUCACUCAUUUCCAAACCUUCUAAACUGACAUAUAGAAGCCACCUUCUUUUGACAGACAUAUGAUUAAUCCAUUAGGGUCCUGCAAAAAACAGCUUCAGUGAUUAUUUAUCGGCUUUGUUAUAUUUGAACUGACUGCAAACAUCUCGUGGUCAAUUGCAGAGUAAUAUGGACUCACUUUGUUGCACUUUGUCGUAUCUGUCGUCACAGGUCAGUGUCUUUAACAUCAAAAGCUAAAGACCCAGAGCUAAACUUUUUAAAAAGUAUAGAUACGAAGAAUGAUUAUAACCGUAUCUCGACAUAGAACUUUGUUAAAAACUUUAAAUAUUUCCUGAUUUAAUAAAAUAAGAGUCAAAAUCAUUAAAUCAGCCAAAAAAUAAAAUUUAAACACAGUAGAAUCUGACUAAGUAACUGUGCUGAAUGUUAUGGUUUAAAAAAAAACAACAACUCCACUCUGUGAUUUUGCAUAUGAUUUCUUGCUACGUGUAUGUGGCCUGAUUUCACCUCCACCUCCGCUGCUCAGCAAUGAAUAUAUUUGCACAUAUCCACGCAACAUCAUGCACAAUGCACUCAUGAUCGGUGGUGUGUUGGUUUGACACUGGAAAAGACUGAACAAUCCAAAUGUUGAUGCCUUACUUUUUUGGGGAUUUAAUAAUUUUUGCCUUGAUUAUAUUUCUAACCUAAGACUUUCAUCAGCACGUUGAUUUUAGGUUUCGGAUUCUGUGUUUUGAUGCCGCCCUGAUUGUAAAUCCAACUGUAUUUGGUCACUUCAUAUUUUAACCAGUGUUGUUGGGGGUGUCUGGGGGAUUAGUUUGAAGUGUAUUACUGUUUUAACUGUUUGCAAAAUUUAUUUUUACUGACCUAUUAAUAAACGUGUUGUCUGAC
Scophthalmus maximus (turbot) is the source of this 1996-nucleotide messenger RNA. It is a transcript of the gene ccdc28a, whose product is annotated as coiled-coil domain containing 28A. The transcript has 6 exons. Bases 215 to 793 code for a protein of 192 amino acids. The record is from RefSeq and is a predicted model, not a curated record. Lineage: Eukaryota; Metazoa; Chordata; Actinopteri; Pleuronectiformes; Scophthalmidae.